AUGCAAGGCCCGCUCUCUCGGCAGCAACUGAAGCAGCAGCGGGACAGGCUGAAGCAGUACCAGAAGAGGGUCACCCAGCAGCUGGAGCGGGAGCGGGCCAUGGCCCGGCAGCUGCUGCGCGACGGCAGGAAGGAGCGGGCCAAGCUGCUGCUCAAGAAGAAGCGAUACCGGGAGCAACUCCUGGACAAGACGGAGAGCCAGAUCAGCAGCCUGGAGACAAUGGUGCAGAGCAUUGAGUUCACCCAGGUGGAGAUGAAGGUGAUGGAGGGGCUGCGGCUUGGGAACGAGUGUCUGAAUAAGAUGCACCAGGUGAUGUCCAUAGAAGAAGUGGAGCGGAUCCUGGACGAGACCCAGGAGGCCGUGGAGUACCAGCGGCAAAUAGAUGAGCUGUUGGCAGGAAGCUUCACUCAGGAGGACGAAGAAGCCAUCCUGGAGGAGCUGGAUGCCAUCACUCAGGAACAGAUGGAGCUCCCAGAGGUUCCUUCAGAGCCUCUUCCUGAGAAGAACCCAGAGAAAGUCCCCGUCAAGGCCAAGCCCAGGCAGGCAGACCUGGUGGCAGCUUCAUAACUCAGCCUCCUCUAGUAGGACUCCCAGGGAUGCCCAAGGACUGUGGCCCACAGACGGUUUGGGUGCACGGCCAGUUCGACUGGCUCCCAGGAGGCCGUGCGGCUGGUGCUGGCGUCGGAUGGAUGACUCUACAGCACUUCCUCGUGCAGGCUAAAGUCUGAGCGCACUUGGCGCUGCUGUCUUGCUCUCGUUUCUGGAUUAAAUGACAACGUUCAAACCCUCGGCCGCGCACAGCCUCUGAUGGCUGUGGUUCCCAUGGUGGCUGCGGCCCAGGCCUGACAUUCCUGGUGCUGUCCAUGCCGUCCCCAGCCCCAUGUGGCUCGCGCUUUUCUGCAGGGAAGGUGCCAGCAGGCCGCGGGUCCCUGCACCUCUUCUGCACUUCCUUGCUCCUGUCAGCUGCCGGGGGGCUUCAGUUAAGGGGUCCCUACCUUCACCUGGCUUCCUGACAUGCCUCGGUUUCCAUGUAGGUUGGGGGUGGGAUCCCCAGGAAAUGGUGUUUGCUGAACCUCUCGGUGACUCUGCCUCAGGGCUCCAGACGCAAGCCUCUCCUGUUUGGGGGUGGGGGGCCAGCGGACCGUCCCUGCUGGACUGAUGGCUCCAGGGGCCCUGGCUUACCCCUUGUCACUUUCGUGGGUCUGUGCACAGUGGUUCAGCCCUGUGAGGAAGGACAUCUUGAGGGUGGUGGUGAGACCCUGCUCCAGCAGGUCCAGCCCUCUGUUUGCCCAUGGGGGACCCUGCAGCCUGGGUUCCUGAACCUGCAGAGACCUGGGGUGCUUGACCUGCCAGCUUCUGAGCUACCAGCACCGAGAAAAGGCUGCAGAGCAUGGACGUGACUUACCUCCUGCAUGGUUUGGUUCUGUUACGGGACAGUCUCGCUGGGAUCUCACUGCUGUCUGAGCAGCAAGCAAAGGCCCACUAAGAACAAAUGGGGGGGGCUCUUCCUUCCCCUCCAACAGGUGGACCCCACUAUUAAAGGUGGCCCCUCCCA
Galeopterus variegatus (Sunda flying lemur) is the source of this 1555-nucleotide messenger RNA. It is a transcript of the gene CHMP6, whose product is annotated as charged multivesicular body protein 6. The transcript is spliced from 7 exons. Bases 1 to 567 code for a protein of 188 amino acids. Gene Ontology annotation, cellular component: ESCRT III complex; multivesicular body. Lineage: Eukaryota; Metazoa; Chordata; Mammalia; Dermoptera; Cynocephalidae. Gene Ontology annotation, biological process: late endosome to vacuole transport via multivesicular body sorting pathway; vesicle budding from membrane. The record is from RefSeq and is a predicted model, not a curated record.